Messenger RNA from Cyprinus carpio (common carp), 1280 nucleotides. It is a transcript of the gene lrrc23, whose product is annotated as leucine rich repeat containing 23. The transcript is spliced from 7 exons. The record is from RefSeq and is a predicted model, not a curated record. The coding region runs from base 236 to 1216 and encodes 326 amino acids. Gene Ontology annotation, molecular function: protein binding. Lineage: Eukaryota; Metazoa; Chordata; Actinopteri; Cypriniformes; Cyprinidae.
GCACGGUGUUACUAUGGUAACGGCUAUAAACACGACUCAGCGCGUUGUGAGUGACACAGAAAACAUGUGCAGGUCUCCAAGCUGAAGUAAACCCUCUGUUAAUUCAUUAAUUAACGUAAGCUAGCGUGGGGAUGAUAUGAUUGUGAACGAACUGAUUCAUUUAAACGUCGAAUCGUUCCGUUUUUACGCCGUGAAAAGUUGAUCAACAAGGUAACGUAACCAAGACAGAAGAAGAAUGUCAGACUCUGAUGAACGUGAGGCGCUAAGAGCAGAGACUGAGGAAGAGGAUGAUACUGAAAGAAAAGAGAAGGAGAUUUCAGGACAGGAGGAUCAGCUAAAGCCCUGUCCACUAACCCAGGACAUGAUGGUGAAAAGCUUGUCCUUAUUGUGUCGCACCGGGAAUGGUCUCUCUCAUGCAUAUGUCAGACUUGACCUUAAAAGCAAGGGUCUGACAGACCUGGCCCUGCUCAGCUCCUUCAUCCAUCUGCGCUACUUGGACAUCUCCUCCAAUCAUUUGUCAGACUUCUCUCCAUUGGCUGAUCUCACCCAGCUGCUGUGGGUGAAAGGAGACGCCAACCUGCUUCAGAGGUUUGAGGGUCAGCCGUUUGGCAAGCUCACUUACCUGCAGUGGCUCAGCUUUGCCAGCAACCGCCUAUUUGAUGUUAAAGGUCUUGGAGGUCCUGCACUGGAAACCCUCAACCUCACUGGUAAUGGUAUCCAGAGUAUGCAGGGCCUGGAAUAUCACAAUCUGACCAAUUUGAUGAUUCUCGAGCUAAGAGGAAAUUGUUUGGAAACUACAGAUGGCAUUUACCUCCCCAAUUUACGCCAUUUGUAUCUGGCUCAGAACAACAUAAAGCGAUUGGAGGGUUUGGAGAAGCUCCAGCGUCUCAACACUCUUCACCUCAGAGAUAACCAGUUGGAAACACUAGAGGGACUUAGUCCCAACAUGAAAUGUCUCCAAUAUCUUAAUGUCAGGGGGAACCUUAUAUCUUCUAUGAGGGCUUUGCGAACUCUAGUGAAUGUGGGGCAAACACUGAAGGCCCUUGUGCUCUCGGACAACCCUUUAGCAAAGACUGACGAUUACAGGCUGUAUGUGAUCUCACAUCUCUCCCAGCUGGAGAGACUGGACAAGGAUCCCAUCACGGCUGGAGAGAAGUCUGAGGCCCAGGAGAAGGAUUUUGAAGAUGAAUAUGCUGAAGAUCAAGAGGAUAACUGAACAGGCUUUGCUACAUUGAAUAUACUUGUAAAUAUAGUUUUAUAUUCAAUAAAGUCUACAAUCA